GAGUCGAGGUGGAGUUGGAUUUAUACUAAUAGAUGAUGAUGAAAGAACUGUGGCACCCAAAUUCAAUUCCUUCCCAGCAGGUGUAGUCUCUAAAAAGGAUGGUACUGAGAUCCUUGCCUACAUUAACUCGACUAGGAAUCCCAUUGCAUCAAUUUUACCAACUGUUUCCAUAACAAAGUACAAACCAGCUCCAGUUGUCGCUUACUUCUCAUCAAGAGGCCCUGCGUACAACACCCCUAACCUCCUCAAACCGGAUAUUACAGCACCAGGGGUUGCCAUUCUUGCUGCUUGGCCUGGAAAUGACACGAGUGAGGCUCUCCCCGGCCAAAAACCACCAAUUUUCAACCUACUCUCAGGCACUUCCAUGUCCUGCCCUCACGUAUCCGGUAUUGCUGCAACUGUCAAAGCAGUUAACCCUGCCUGGAGUCCUUCAGCUGUCAAAUCAGCUAUUAUGACCACAGCUAUUCAGAUAAACAAUUUGAAGGCUCCAAUCACUACAGUCUCAGGAUCCAAAGCAACACCAUAUGACAUAGGUGCAGGAGAAGCAAGCACUUCAGGUCCAUUAAAACCAGGUCUAGUCUACGAGACAGAUGUCGCCGACUACUUGCAGUUCCUAUGUUCUGCUGGCUUUAACAUAUCACAGAUAAAGCUGAUCUCAAGUACAGUUCCUAAGGACUUUUCAUGCCCAAAAAACCCAACCUCUGAAUUGGUUUCUAAUAUGAAUUAUCCAUCAAUAGCUAUUUCUAGUCUCAAAGAAAACGAGCCGAAGAAAGUUACUAGAACAGUUACAAAUACUGGUGAAGAAGCAUCAGUAUAUACUGCAAUCAUUGAGGCACCAAAAGGAUUGGAAGUCCAAGUGAUUCCAAGUAAAUUGGAAUUUAAUUAUAAAAGCAAGAAAUUAAGCUAUGAAGUGUCUUUCAAAGCUUCAUCUCCCUCAAAGGAGGAUCUGUUUGGCUCAAUUACUUGGACAAAUGGUAAGUACAAAGUCCGGAGUCCAUUUGUUGUAAGUAGCAACUAACACAAAUCAAUGGGAACAUUUUCAGACCUAUAAGUAAUCUAGAGAGUUUGUAUGCAAUGUUACAAAUCCAUGAGCACAAUCAUGUUAUCAACCUAUCAUUGUAACGACAAGAGUAAUCAUCAAUAAAAUAUUGUUGUGACAGAAACUAUAUCCAAUUUUGAAUA
Nicotiana tabacum (common tobacco) is the source of this 1182-nucleotide messenger RNA. The record is from RefSeq and is a predicted model, not a curated record. Lineage: Eukaryota; Viridiplantae; Streptophyta; Magnoliopsida; Solanales; Solanaceae.